UUCAUUACUCUUUUUUAAGUGGUGUUCGUAAUCAGAUGUAUACGUACAAUUGCGUUUGUAUACAUUCAAUUCUUUUAAUUAAAAAGAAACAAGCAUACGACGCCGCUAGGCGUCUAUGCUCGUAGUUUGAGAACGCCAUCAGUCAGGAGACGGACGAAAGCCACACCAGAUUAUUUCAUAGAGAAAGAGAGAAAAAAAAGUGAGAGAGAGAGCGAGAGAGAGAGAGCGAGAGCGAGAGAGAGGAAGAGCGAGAGAGCGAGAGAGCGACGGAAAAAGGAAAGACAGUCAACGCGAGAAGGACGAAGGUAAAGAUACUGAUAAGGGUAGGUUAUCCGAGCUUCAACGAGAUAUAUGCAUUAUAUUAAAGGCAAAAUCGAAAAGAUCUCACAAAAAAAAAACAGAAAAGGAAAUUAGUAUAAAAGGAGAAGUGGGGAAGAGCGAAAAAAGAGAUAUAGAAAAAGAAAAAAGAUAAGCCAAACGAGUCAGAGAAGAGGGUGUGCGUGAUAAAAAAUUUUUUCAAAUAAUUAAGUUUUUUCUUACAAAUGGCGCCGUCUUCCACUCGGCGUCAUGCGGAGGUUAAACGAAUUUUUCAAUUUAUUAUUUUAAUUUCUACAGUCUUUUUUUCUGAAGUAGUAUUAAUAACGUUAAUAUUUCAACUGCAACUUCUACUAUAAAUCAUCUAAACAGGCUGUCACAAUACGGCAGUCGUUGCGAGUGGUUGAAGGAUGAAAAAUUCUUAAAAGACCUGGAGGACGACAGCGUGGAUUCGGAACUUUUAGACGAAGAGUUACGUUCGUUACAAGAUGACGAGCCUAAAACAUGGCGAGGAAAGUUGGUAAAGUUACUCGAAAGCAAUCCGCUACAAAUUCUUCUCUGCGUAUUAGUUCUAAUUGACGCCGGAGUCGUGAUUGCCGAGAUCCUUCUCGACCUGCACGCCAUACGAGGUAAGAUAGAUAGUCACAUAGAUAGGCAGAUAAAGAAUGAAGAAGGAAAGAAUAGAAUAGAAAAACAGUAAAACGGAAAAGGGAAGCGGGACUUUUGGGAAAAAGAGAAACGGGAAGGAAAAUAUUAAAAUUAUGAAUCGUAAAAACAUAUGAACAAAUAGAAUUAGAACGGAAUGAAAUGAAACGAUUCUGAAGGCAACAAAAAGUUUAAAAUAGAUUUUGACGCAAAAUAGACCUAAAAAAAAAAUAAUGUGUACAGUAAAGAAUUGGGAGACGUAGUGCUAACUUGACUCCUUGGGGAAGUGAACGGCGAUAAACUGCCCUCAAUCAGUCGGGUUCGCUCUCCUCUUCCACCUUUCUUCAGAAAAGCUUGCAGGUGCGCGCCGAAUCUUAUCGAUUUGCCACUUUGAUCGUUUGCAGUCGUCUUGCCCGCAAUUUCCGUACGCAAAUGGCAGGACGAACGCCAGUGGCGAAUUUUUACUGUGUCCUUUUUUUCUUGCCACUCUCCCUCCAGUCUCUUCCCGUUAUCCUUUCGCUAUAUUUUAGUUUUAUGCACCCAAAUUAUACGCUUGACGGAGGGAAAAAAAUCUUUUUCGCGCUAUGUAAUAAAGCGGACAAUAUCCUUAUCCUACGAAACGUAUUAGGACAGUACGAAGAAACGCAAUCUCAUCUCGACAACGUGCUCGGAUUCAUUCGAGUCGCUCACGCGGAAGAAUUGCGAGGCUAUGAAGGUUCGAACGUCGAUCACAUUCUCAGCCUACUUUCCAUGCCUGAUAAUUCGCCAAACGUCAGUUCGGCUUCUAUGCAAAUGAGGCGAUUGUGCGAAUACAGCCAGAAGUCGGAAUCCGUAACAACCAAUGGCGAGGAGUCGUCAUCGCCUUCUGCUACUUCCUCUUCGACGCCGCCACCAUAUUUAUCUGAGCAAGGAGUCGGUGGAGGAUUUUCGAAUGACAGUCAUUAUUUAUCAAACGAACCAGUCAGCCAUACGUAUUCGAAAUCGAAAUUUCUACUCAAGAUUGCUCACAGCCUGCAUUUCUGCAGUAUUACUAUACUUGGCAUUUUUGUUAUCCAGGUCUUGCUCAAAGUGAUUGGAAUGGGUCUAGAAUUUUUCAAGCACAAAAUGGAGAUAUUUGAUGCUGUGAUAAUAGUAGCGUCGUUUGCUUUAGAUUUAGUAUUUCUGAAAGGAAUCGGAGAGGUUCAAGGCGAAGAGGCGGCAGCCUUACUUAUAGUCUUCCUUCUCUGGCGGAUCUUGAGAGUAAUUAACGGAAUUAUGGUUACUGCAAAACAACGACAGGAAUUUCGUAUCAAGCUACAGAAGAGGGCAAGACGGCGCGCUGAGAAGAAAAUCGAGUUAUUGGAAGAUGAGAAACACUUGAAAGACAAAGAAAUACACGCUUUGAAAUUCCUUUGCCAACAAUCCGGAGCAAGCGAGGAAGAUAUAGCGGCAUGUCGGCCUAGACGACAACCUCAACGAUUAGAUACGUCUACUGGAUUGACAUCCGUUGCUUCCCUAUCGCUUUCUCUAUCCAUGAGUAUGUCGGCUGGACUACUGAACAAUAUAGCACGAAGUCACCCAAUGCUCAAUAGGCGGGAAUCACUUAUGGACGCCUCUUCCUCGUCAUCAUCAAGCAGUACUGGUCGUAUGAGGCGCUCUGAUGCUAAUAAUUCUAGAUCUCCUCGUUUACGGUCUUCUAGCUCACCUCGUCUGGCUCGUUCUUUGACACCUGAUCCGCCUUCUCGAAAGCCUUUCACCGACUUCUCCGCUUUAAAUCCUCUACUACAAUUAAGACAAGAACGAGCAGCUGAUGGCCUAGCACCAACGCCAUCGCUCAACGUUACGAAUGCGGGAAAUUCCGAAAAGCAAUUGACUGAUAUUCACGUCAUAGAGGAGGUAUCGGAAGUAUCUGAAGAGACGGACACGGAGAGUGUUUGUUCACCAGUUAUUGCUCCACUAGUCAAGCUUUGCCCUCCUCCACCUCCGCCCCCUCCGGAACCGCUUCCUCCUCAUCUCGCUUAUCCUUUGAACGAGUCUGCAGACGCCGCUGCACGGGCGCUGGCCGCACGCGAUAGCGACACUUCUAAUCCUCCAGAUUCCGAUAAACAAUCAAACCAUCAGCAGGUAUACGACCUUCAGCAUUUUAAAUCCUAUAACGAUUACAUCUAUUGAGCCAACACACAGAUCAUACAGACAACGAAGCUUUGAACCAUUCCUAUAAAUAAUAACAAAAACAAAUUCUAAUCGCAAUCAAGUUAACUCUAAUAAUUUUAACUAACUGAUCGUUGCGUAUUCAAAUUAGCAAUAUACCUUUUUCUAUCUAGAUAAAGUCUGUAUAACGUUUGCUUUAUAUAUUCUUUAUACAUAUACCUGUAGAUAAACAUUUAUAUGUAUGUAUAUAUGUAUACAUAUAAACAUACACAUAUUCAUAUAUAUAUAUAUAUAUAUAUAUGUAUGUAUGUAUAUUUAUAUCUAUAUUCUCUAUACCUGCAUAUAUAUUUACCUUCGUAUAUAUCCAAUUAACCUAUCGAUAGAGUGUUACAUGUAACUGCAGUGACAGGGUAAAAACAGGGUAAAGCGUAAAGGAUUUUUUUUACAAAAUAUUUUAUGCAAACUAUCCCUGAAAGCCCAGUCCUUCAUGAAAUUAUCUAGUGCUUUUGUAAAUAUUCUUAUUUAUAUAUAUAACUCUGAAAUUAUAAAUGUACAUAGAUUACGCAUUUAUUGAUAUAUAUAUAUAUAUAUUAUAUAUAUAUAUAUAUAUAUAAAUACUCUAUAUAUAUUUGGAAAAUUAUAUAUGCACAUAUACACACUUUCUUAUGAAAUAUUGCUUAUUUUACUAAUUAUUAGAGUUUUUAAGUUAAAUGUAGAUCGGGUAUUGGAUUGUUUUACGUAAAUUUAAUUGUAUAAAAAAAAAAGAAGAGAGAGUGAGAGAGAAACGGCCCAAACAGCUUUUUCCCGUAUUAUUCGAUUAAAUUCGGUAAUAAUGUAUUUAUAGGUAGAAAGGAGGGUCUGUGUUUUUUUUUGGUGUAUAUAGCAUAUUUAAUCAAUCUGAAACGGGGGCCAAGUACACAAUUAUUUAGAUUAUAAUGUGAUUUAGAGUUGAUAAAUAAAAUCAUUGCAGUUGAUUUACAGCAAUGGAAAAAUUGAUUAUCUAUUGGGUAGCUCCUAAGCCUGUGACCACUUUUAAACCUGUAAUAGUAGUUAUUUUCCUAAAUGCCCCUUAACGAAGACAAAGGAAAUAAGAACAAAUUUUUUCUGCACCUAAGAAUAAAAAAGAUAUAUCGAUAGGCAGCAAAAUGACUGCACUUCUCCAAAGGUCUAGGGAUAAUACUUUCUCUCAUUUCGAACGCAAAAUAUUACAUUAUUAUUAAAAUAAUAUUAAAUAAAUGAAAGCCGCCAUAUAAAGGAUUCUUUUCAAUUCUUAAAUUGAGGAAGGCUGUUCGUAGUCGAAUUCAAUAAAAGAGCACAACGAUGAAUGAGUUUAGAGUUUCAGGUGUUGUUUGUUCUCUAGUACAUAUUCAAUUUAGAAGUAGACUCUUCAUCAUAAAUUUUUGUUAGAAUGUUACUGGAAGUUGGUCUUGUCAAAAAAAUUAAGAAGAAAAUUGUAAUAUGAUUCAAGUUAAACCUCUAGAGUAUAUUCCAAUGAUAGCUUGGAGUAUCUCCGAAAGCUACUAUAGUUCAGUAAAAAAUAAUAGGUUUUUUUU
Molecule: messenger RNA, 4643 nt
Organism: Dimorphilus gyrociliatus
Lineage: Eukaryota; Metazoa; Annelida; Polychaeta; Dinophilidae
Source: the annotation of a GenBank genome assembly